AUGUUACCACAUUCACAUUACAUUGUUCCUGAUAAAGCCAGGCUUCUUGAUGAAUUUAAAAAUUUAAAGGUCUCGGAUCUUCCCGUUCCUUCACUUCUUAUCGAUAAGAAGAAGUUUAUCAAUAAUUCAACUCGUAUGCUCCUGGGCGCUAAGGCGCUAGGAGUCAAUUUUAGAGUUCACAUUAAAACUCAUAAGGCGCUUGAGGGUGUGAGGAUUCAAUUGCAAGGAGAUGGCAGUUACACUUCAGACAAAAUCGUGGUAUCGACACUACCAGAAGCAUACAUGGUGUUGCCGCUUGUUGAUGAGGGCAUAGUGAAGGACAUAUUGUACGGCUUACCUGUUUCCAAGCUGAUGUUACCAGAAUUCGCAAGAUUCCAAAGCCUGGUACCUUCAUUUAAGCUUAUGGUGGAUAACAUCUCGCAAGUGAAUGCUUUGAAAGAGUACGCUGCGGAAAAUGGCUGCAAAUGGACAGUUUAUGUCAAAAUCGAUAUGGGCACUCAUAGAGCUGGCCUUGAGGAGAAUACGGAAAGACUCCACUCACUUAUCAGAGAAAUCCUGUCGACUACUACUAUCAUAUUACACGGAUUUUAUUGUCAUGCUGGACAUUCAUACGAUGCGAGAUCUGGUGACGAUGCAAAGGCCUUACUUGUUUCUGAAAUCAAGCAUGCAAAUCUUGCUGCAAAACAAGCACUUGCCGUUGACCCGAACUUACAGUUACAGUUAUCGGUGGGGGCAACUCCUACAGCGCAUAUUUCUCAGCAAGUGAAGAGUAUUCAAGAGAUCGAGGACGCCUUGGGUGAAAAGCUCGUGGGGGAUUUGGAGCUUCAUGCGGGUAAUUACUCAUGUUGUGAUCUUCAACAGGUGGCUACUGGCCUAGUCGAUUUGGAAGACGUCUCCAUUUAUGUUCUUUCUGAGGUAAUUUCUGAGUACCCCGGGCGUGGAAACAUACCGCCGGGUGAACAGCUUAUAAACGCUGGAGGUAUUGCUUUCUCCAAGGAUACGGGCCCUUUGCCAGGUUACGGGAGAAUUGUGGCCCCGGUUGAGCACAGAGAAUGGCACGUAGCUCGCGUAAGUCAAGAGCAUGGAGUUUUGCAGCCAUUGUCCCAGAGAGCACAUUUCAUCCCUUACGGUACCAAGUUAGUAAUAGUACCCCAGCAUGCAUGCAUGACGGCUUCUAAUCAUGCGUGGUACUAUGUUAUCGAGAAUGACAUUGUUACUGACGUUUGGAUUCCAGCGAAGCUUUGGUAA
Molecule: messenger RNA, 1248 nt
Organism: Candidozyma auris
Lineage: Eukaryota; Fungi; Ascomycota; Pichiomycetes; Serinales; Metschnikowiaceae
Product: D-serine ammonia-lyase DSD1
Exons: 1
Coding region: 1-1248 (415 amino acids)
Biological process (GO): D-serine catabolic process
Molecular function (GO): D-serine ammonia-lyase activity
Source: RefSeq, a predicted model, not a curated record